This is a messenger RNA of Glycine soja, 1560 nucleotides long. RefSeq names its product zinc finger BED domain-containing protein DAYSLEEPER-like. Bases 1 to 1560 code for a protein of 519 amino acids. The record is from RefSeq and is a predicted model, not a curated record. Gene Ontology annotation, molecular function: DNA binding; protein dimerization activity. NCBI's taxonomy places the organism in Eukaryota, Viridiplantae, Streptophyta, Magnoliopsida, Fabales, Fabaceae. The transcript has 5 exons.
AUGGCUUCUGAAACUGUAAAUCGAGUUGACUCUGUUGACGAUAUUGAGUUUAUGGAAGAUGAGGAAGAAGCCAGGGUUGAACCUAAACCAAAUGCAAAGGAGAACAGAAGUGACAAUGAUGAAAAAGAGAGUAAAAAAGUUAAGGUUUGCACUUCUAUAGCUUGGAAAUAUUUUACUAAAAUUGGUGUGGUAGAUGGUAAAGAAAAGGUAGAAUGUAAUACAUGUGGGCAACAAUAUGUAAUUGGUGGGAGUAAAGUAGGCACUUCACAUUUAUUGCGUCAUGUUAAGCUCUUGUGUAAAAAGAAAGCUAAAUUUCAUGAUGUGGGUGGAAUGAUAAUUGAUCAUGCUGGAAAGUUAAGAUCUAGGGAAGUUGACCAAAAGCGUGUUCUUGAGCUUCUAACAAUGUGUAUUGUUCGACAUGUUCAAGAUGGAUUAAAAGUGGAUGAAGUUGCUUUACAAAAAAUUAGAGACAACAUUAAAUAUGUGAGAGCAUCAGAGUCAAGAAAAAUAGUAUUUACCGAAUGUAUUGCUCAAGUGAGAGGUAUUGAUACUAAAGUGGGCUUGAGGUUGGAUGUGCCUACUUGGUGGAAUUCUACUUAUAUCAUGCUUGAGAGUGCUCUUAGGUAUCGUCGUGCUUUUGCAAGUUUCACUAUUCGUGAUAGAAAAUACAAAUGUUGUCCAUCUAAUGAGGAAUGGAAAAGAGCUGAAAAAUUGUGUGAAUUUUUGAAGCCAUUUUAUAAGAUUACUAAUUUGAUUUCAGGUACAUCUUAUCCAACUUCCAAUGAAUACUUCAUGCAAGUAUGGAAAAUUGAAUGGUUGUUGCGAGAAACACUUAAGUGUGAUGAUCCAGUAUUGCAAAAUAUGGCAGUGUUGGUGAUGGAAAAGUUUGGCAAGUAUUGGAGUGACUAUAAUGUCAUUAUUUCAAUUGCUAUGAUUCUUGACCCACGGAUGAAGCUUGAAGCACUUCGGUUUUACUAUUCAAAGCUUGAUGCUUCUACUUGUGAUGAAAAGAUUAAUAACAUAAAAGAGAAUAUGUACAAGCUCUUUGAUGAAUAUGUGAGUGUAAAGUCAAGUUCAUCUACUACAUCAAGUUCUCAACAACCUACUGUUGAAGAAGAUUUCAAUGUAGAAGAAAAUCAAGAGAUGGAUGAUCCAUAUAAUAAAUAUAUCAAUUAUGUGAGCCAAAAUGUUAAUGUCAAUGGCAAGUUUGAAUUAGAUCUCUAUUUGGCUAAGACACCGCUUGAGUCAAAGUUUUUUCCUAAGUUGGAUAUUUUGAGUUAUUGGAAGGACCGCCAAGAACAUUAUCCAAAUCUUUGUAGAUUGGCAUGUGAGGUGUUAAGCAUUCCUAUAAUAACUGUUGCUAGUGAAUCGGCAUCUAGCAUUGGUGCUCGUGUGCUAAACAAAUUUGUUUCUCAACUAAGCAAACAAAACUCAAUACUCUCACUCACCCUUGAUGAGUUCUAUAGCAAGAAUGGAAAGAGCUUAGGAUCCAUGAACAUGGAUGAAUUCCUUUCUAGCAUUUGGAACUCUGAUGAUAACAACCAAGUUAACCCACCAUAA